GCUGAAUACAAAUACUUUCAGAGCUUCAAACGUGGAGUCGAUGCAGCUCUGAAAUCAAUACAAAUGAUGAUUUCAUUCCUUCUUAUCACUGGUCCGUAGCUGGUCUUUUCACAUUGCGCCCAAUAGGAGCUGGGAAUGGGAGGAGAGACUUCAGAAGAGGGUUAGAUGAGAGGAGGAGGCGUUAGAUUUCAGUACCUCGGACAGCGACUGAUACCCCACUGCAGGAAGGCUGGGCUGGAAGAGGAAUUAAACGCACUGGAUCUUAAACAUUCUGCUCGAAGACACAAUCAAGUUCUCAAACUUCACAUUUGUGCGGCUUCUGAAUUUUUUCCCUUUGUCUUUAGUGUCGGAAUAAGCCUCCUGGAUCUUCAGCAGCAAGCUUAUAUGCCAUGUUUCCUUCCUAUAAUCGUUUUGGUGCAAAUAGAACAUAUCUGUCGGCACGUGGUUAAUUAUUAAAUAAGUUACAUAUUCGGGAGACGUUUUCUUUUAGUUACGUUCAGAUAAUCAUUGCAUGUAGAUGUGCAAUGCUUUUAGGGAGCUGCAUUAUCAUGCUGGAAAACAUGAAAUUCCCUAGAUUAGGCUUAACCCACCGUACAUUUUAACACAUCUAGUCAGUGUUUUGUUCGCGUUCGGUAUUCUUAGUUCACAUUUCAUUCUUAUUUUUCAUUAUAGAUCCCUUUCGUAAUUACGUCACACAUAGACUAAAGUAUUUAGUGGACAUAAGAUUUCUUAUCAAGAUGAAGUUCCUCUACGACUUUUUGAAUUGCACUUAGAAUUACAGGGGGAAGAGAGCGAGGAGCCGCAGACACAACAGCGUUCAGUUCCUGGGAGGUUUUUCCUGACUUCGCCUUCGUCUUUUUUUAUCAAUGCAAUUUCACUUGUCCCGGAAUCAAGUUUAAGCCAUCAUUAAUUUUCCCCCCACAUUAUCUCCAAAAUGAAGAAGUUUCGAAAGGUUCUGGACGGAUUGACAACCUCAUCUCCGGUGAAUAUCGGCGGCGCCCCGCUGUGUAGUAGCACAGCCGGUACCCCAACUGCGGCGCCGACUCCCAGAGAAAUCGAAGUAGUGGAAACGCUUGUUUCCGAAAACUUUCAGAUUUGCAAGACCGUCCGUCACGGAUUCCCACAUCAGCCAACAGCUCUGGCCUUCGACCCAGUUCAGAAAAUCUUAGCCAUCGGCUCUCGGACGGGAGGAGUGCGAAUAUUGGGACGACCAGGCGUGGACUGCUACUGCCAGCAUGACAGCGGAGCUGCUGUCCUUCAGCUACAGUUCCUCAUCAAUGAGGGGGCGCUGGUCACAGCUUGUGCAGAUGACACCCUGCACCUCUGGAACCUGCGGCAGAAGCGUCCCGCUAUCCUGCACUCGCUCAAGUUCAACAGAGAGUGCAUCACGUUCUGCCACCUGCCGUUCCAGAGUAAAUGGCUGUAUGUGGGCACCGAGCGCGGGAACACUCACAUCGUCAACAUCGAGUCCUUCGUCCUGUCUGGAUACGUCAUAAUGUGGAACAAGGCCAUAGAACUAUCGACCAAAACGCAUCCUGGACCAGUGGUUCACCUGAGUGACAGCCCACGUGAUGAGGGCAAGCUACUCAUCGGCUUCGAGAGCGGCACAGUGGUACAAUGGGAUCUGCGGGCCAAGAAAGCAGACUUCAGAAUCUAUUACGACGAGGCCAUCCACUCCGUCAGCUGGCACCACGAAGGCAAGCAGUUCAUGUGCAGCCACUCAGACGGCAGCCUGACCACGUGGAGCCUGAGGAACACUGCCAAGCCCUUCCAGGUCACCUUUCCCCACGGGAAGACCCAGCGGGACGGGAGGAAGCCGGAAUCGUGCAAACCAAUACUGAAGGUGGACUACAAAACCACGAGGAACAGCGAACCCUUCAUCAUAUUUUCCGGGGGGCUGUCCUAUGACAAGGCCAACAGGAGACCGACUCUCACCAUCAUGCACGGCAAGUCCAUCACAGCGCUGGAGAUGGACCACCCCAUCGUUGAGUUCCUGACCCUGUGCGAGACCCCGUACGCCAACGAAGUCCAAGAACCCUACGCAGUGGCGGUAUUACUGGAAAAGGAUUUCAUUGUGGUGGAUCUGACACAGAGCAACUACCCCAUUUUCGAGAAUCCCUAUCCCAUGGACAUUCACGAGUCUCCUGUCACCUGCACAGCCUACUUCGCAGACUGCCCGCCUGAAAUUAUACCCGUCCUCUAUUCCAUAGGAGCCAAACACAAAAAGCAGGGCUACAGCCAUAAGGAGUGGCCGGUGAGUGGGGGCACGUGGACUCUGGGUGCUCAGACCUACCCAGAAAUCAUCAUCACAGGGCACGCGGAUGGAUCAAUAAAAUUCUGGGACGCAUCUGCCAUCACCCUGCAGAUGCUCUACAAGCUGAAGACGUCGAAGGUGUUCGAAAAGCCCAAGGUGGGGGACGGGCGGGUGGCGGAGCUGGUGGAGGAGGAUCCCUUUGCCGUGCAGAUGGUCAGCUGGUGCCCCCAGAGCCGGCUGUUGUGUGUGGUGGGCAUCUCCGCCCACGUCAUCCUCUAUCGCUUCAGCAGACACGACGCCACCACUGAAAUCACCGCUCUAGAGGUGCGUCUGCAGUGUGACGUAGAGGAGCCCAUCUCCCCGUCAGAGACGGACGCCAACACGGGCCUCUUGGAUGCCAGUCUGCACUCCCCCCAGCACCCCCCUGGCAGUCCGGGUUCUGCUACCCCUGACAGCGUCAGAGACAGCAUCCCCUGCCUCAGGGUGAAGAACCGACCGAUUCGCAUGCCCCCAGGUUAUCAGGCCGACUUGGUGGUGCAGCUCCUCUGGGUGGAUGGGGAACCCCCACAGCAAAUCACCAGCCUCGACAUAAACUCCGCCUACAGCCUGCUGGCUCUGGGGAACUGCAAUGGCCUGGUCGUGGUGGACUACCUCCAGAAGAACGUCCUGCUGUGCAUGAGCACCCUGGAGCUGUACGGCUCAAACGACCCAUACCAGCGCCUUACCCGCUCGCCACGCAAGAGCAGGCAGUUCGCUGCAGACAACAUUUGCAUGCGUGGCCUGUCUAACUUUUAUUCAGAUUCAAAGAAAAGGAUUCGUACGUCUUACCAGAGCCUUACAGAACUGACAGACAACCAGGUGUCUCUGGAGUUGGACCGCAGCAGGUCGCCCACCUCAGUCUCGUACCCAUUCCCCCCUCACAAUGACCACUGCAGCCUGCCCAAACCCACGCCCAAUCUGAAGGCAAACCACUGCAGUCCUGUCUUCUACUUGCUGGACAAUGUUAAGGGACCUGGCAGAAAGUUAAGUCUGCCGACAGAUCUUAAGACUGGUCUUGAUCAUGUCAAUGGACAUUGCACUAGCCCCACCUCUCAGCCCUACGGCGCCGGCAGGCCCAAGCUGAACCGGCGCGGGCCCAGCCGACCGCCCUUCCGAAAGGUCCAGUCGGCCGCAUGCAUGGAGGUCUCGUUGCCUGCUCCCCACACGGAAGGUUGUGCUUCCAGGCGGGCAAUGCUUCAGCAAUUGCACGGAUACAGUGUAUACUCGCAUGACGAGCAACACUCCACAGCGUACUCCUGGAAUGAGAGAGAAAGCCGGGAGAACUCCUUCAGCCGCUCACGCAGCUCAAGUGUCUCCAGCAUCGACCGCGAGACAAAGGAGGCAGUGACCGUGUUGCGAUUUAUGGAGUCCUACGCCCACAAGGUGGACGCCGUGCCCUCAGCCUGCCUGUGGGUGGGCACCAGCCUGGGGGUCGUUCUUGUCAUCGCACUCUCCAUCCCCACUGAUGAAGAGGAACGCCUGGAGGAACCUGUGACUGUGAUGCCCAGCGGUACUGUGCUGACGAUAAAGGGAUCAGUGCUGACAUUUGGGUCUUUGGACUGCAACGGUUCCCUUGUCUCAAUCCCCUAUGAGGUGUGGAGGGACCCUCACGCUCCCGAGGACCCUGACUGCCCCCGGAGGCGCAAGCUCGUCAAUUUCUCCCCCUCGACGUCCCAGGACACGCCCGGGGAAGGUCACCUGGCUGUGGUGUGCUCCGAGAAGCAGGCCAAGGUCUUCUUCAUGCCGGCACAGACCUGCCUCUACGUGCACCACAUCACGGAGACCUCCUUCGUGCUGCGCGCCGACGUCGUCUCCGUCUACAACAGCGUCUGCCUGGCCUGUUUCUGUGCCAAUGGGCACGUGAUGAUGCUCAGUCUACCCAGCCUCAGGCCCCUGCUGGAUGUGAAUUUCCUGCCCCUGACGGACAUGCGCAUCGCUCGCACCUUCUGCUUCGCUGAAGGCGGCCAGGCUCUCUACCUGAGCUCACCCACCGAGAUCCAGCGCAUCGCCUACAGCCAGGACAUGUGUGACAGCCUGCAGGAAAUGCUAGGGGAACUUUUCACACCAGUGGAGACUCCAGAGGCUCAGAACAAGGGCUUCCUGAAAGGUUUCUUCGGAGGAAACGCACAGACCUUUGACAGAGAGGAGCUAUUUGGAGAGGCCGCAGCGGGAAAAGCCUCCAGGAGCCUGGCCCAGCACAUCCCGGGCCAAGGAGGUCUGGAGGGAAUGAAGGCUGCAGCUGGAGGAGUGGUUGGAGACCUGGCCAGGGCCCGCAUGGCGGCCGAGGAGAGAGGCCAGAGGCUGGGAGAGCUGGAGGAGAGGACAGCGCUGAUGAUGUCCAGCGCAGAGAUGUUCUCCAAACAUGCUCAUGAGCUGAUGCUGAAGUGCAAGGACAAGAAGUGGUACCAGUUUUAAAGCCCACCAGGGCCAAGUGUUCUGUCACCCCAGACGGGGAUGCAAGAAGAACGUGGAGCUGCUGUGAGAGCGCGAGAGCAAGGGAGUCGGAAAAAAGACUUAAUUUUAUAUUUGUGCGCUUCCUGGCUGCAAUAUUCCUCACCAGAAACCCGCAUUAGGAGCAGCUGAUGGUGGGAUGCUGUAGGCUGUGGUAGGAUGGAUACAGAGUGGUCAGGGAUAGAAAAAAAUGCCCCCUCCCUUGCUUCCCUCCCCUCGUAUUUCUUUCCCAUGCUGGAUUUCUGGCAACCUUUGUUUGGGGAACCCCCCCCCUUCCCUAGACACAACGCAAAACCACGCUGUGAGGAUACCCCUAAAACUACAGUAACAAACGCCGAUUGCAUGAAACAAAAAACGGCUGAAUAAUACAACAUAAAACUGCCAUGAGAAAAGCAGCAUGUGACUUUAAAGAAGAAAAAGGUUUUAUUUAAUAUUAUAGGCCAAUUAAGGAAAAUAACAAAAACUUUAUAUUUUUGAGAUAGUAAAAAGAAAAAAAAAUCACUUAAAAAAAUGUGUACCUGCAUUGCUAAAAAGGCCAAAAUAUUCCGUUUUUUUUUUUUUAUUUAAUGUGUUGGUUUACAUUUUAGAAUACCUUCACAUACACUUCUCACCGAAUUUCUAUCUACACAGCCCUUUACUCCCAGUGGUUGAGCUAUGCUUUUUUUAAAAAAAAAAAACAAAUAUAUGAUUUCCUAUAAGAGCAGACCUGGGUUGGAGAAAGGCGGUCAUUUGUAAACAAUCUAAUGAAAGAGAG
This is a messenger RNA of Brienomyrus brachyistius, 5498 nucleotides long. RefSeq names its product syntaxin-binding protein 5-like. The coding region runs from base 935 to 4708 and encodes 1257 amino acids. The record is from RefSeq and is a predicted model, not a curated record. The transcript is spliced from 30 exons. Gene Ontology annotation, biological process: regulation of protein secretion; regulation of exocytosis. Lineage: Eukaryota; Metazoa; Chordata; Actinopteri; Osteoglossiformes; Mormyridae. Gene Ontology annotation, molecular function: myosin II binding; GTPase activator activity; syntaxin binding. Gene Ontology annotation, cellular component: SNARE complex; cytoplasm; plasma membrane.